AUGCUACCAAAUAACCAGCUCCGUGUCCCUCCGCCUCGACCAGCGUCGCAGCGCAUGGUGACGCAAGACAUCACCGACAUUUUCGUCAACGCCGCUUCUAAGUUAAACCAAGGAGAGCUCGUCAAAGAUGAAACAUUUACUCUCUUUGAGGCGGUCGGGGCAUUGGAGAUCAUGGACUCCAAAAUGGACAGUGGAUAUCUUGGCCCUGGCGAGAACCACGCCCAGGCCCUUGACUAUGACUACGAUGUGAUGCGCGAGUUGCAGCCCGAGGAAGUGAUCGGGUUGAUGGAUCAGCUGCUUUGUCAUGAGGUGGCAUGGCACAUGGGACACCCCCUAUCGCAAACGCUUUUCACUUCCAUAUACCUUGAUAAGCUCCUUUGGCCAGCUCCGAGGUCGUUUGAUGAAUAUAGCUUCUACAGAGGAGACGCAAAGUCACAGCUGGAGAAGGAAAAACAAUCGCCACUGACACAUCUCGUGCUGAGAGCAUACUGCCUGGGUCUGGUCAAAGCGUGCGAUCUAGUCCACAAGCGUGUAACGCAUGAAUAUUAUUACGAGGUUGGCCCUUGCACGUCUAUUUCACGAGGCAAAGACGUUUCUGAUGCUGCUCAGGAAGAGGAUUUUUUCCCACAAUUGUAUAACCGCAGCAUACUUACCGAGCAUGAAAUUGACCCGGUUCAAAAGAUCAUACAACGGGCCAUACAGUUUCUCGAGGAGGACAGCAGCGGUUUAGAGCAGAAUAUUAAAGACGCACUAACCAAUAGGUUACGGUUCAGAAAUCAUUUUCUAGAAGCCUUGGACGAGGAACAACUUGCGAAUGAUGUUCCAGAUAAACUGCCUUUUACCGCCUGUCUCUCACUGCUUGGUCCGAUUGAAAGCUCGGUAUCUCUGGGGAAGCCCAUCGAGGAUGCUUUUACGUUAAAAAUCCAACGAAAGCUGGCCAGCACCGUACCCCCUCGGCCAAUGGUGACCAUCAGUAUUGACUCUGCAAUGACCCACCUAAAACGUUUAUGUCAGGAUGCCAUUGAUAUGCAUGAGCUUUUGGACUAUUCUGGAUCGGACGAUCUGCGAGUGUCUCUCUGGACGUUGGCGUCGAGGAAGCCGCAGCCCAGCAUUUAUACACGAUGCCGCCUACAAGCAUUACUUGUUAAUAACAUGAAGGUACUUGGCUCAACAUCAGUUAAGAGUCUAUUAUAUGACGAGCUGGCAGAUCUGGUACUCCCUUCGAGCAUGAUAUUGCGGGCUGAGAAUGAAGAGAUCGAGGUGCCAACCGACCCUCGCUUUCAAAUACAUCAGAGUAUGGAGGACUUUCUCGUCCGCAUCGCCGAGUCAUUUAUGAACACAUUCCGCACAUCAUGCUUAAAUCGAUCACGAGUUCGUCGUGCCUUGUGCCAUAGUAUAAUCGACUGGGAUAAUAUCCAGAUUGAGGCGGAGAAACUUGACGAGCAAUUACAACAGCUGACCAACGAAGUGCCGUUGACAUUCGACAAUGGCGAGCCGGCGUACUCGUACCCUUUGGGCAGCUGGGCAUACCACGAAAAACUGAAGCAGAUCCGACAUAUCAUUCAACUGGGAUUUGAGCUGGCCAUCUAUGCUCCAGAGGAACUGGCAGGAAUGUAUUGGUAUCUGGCUGAGAUUUGUUUCCAGCAUCGCCGACAUAUUGACCGAAUACGGGCAUUUGUUCUAGCGGGAAUGAGACGAAGCGACACCGACAAGGAAUUCGAGAGGACAAUCACUGUUCUCAACCGACAUACAACGUGGCUUGUUGCGACGGAAACCUUUGCCCUUGCACUUCACGCGCUAUACGUAUUCUUCGAGCGCCAGGGCGUACUCCCACACGCGGCCUCCAAGAACAGCUACUCUAGCUCUCGGCUACGGUAUGAGCUACGCAUGAAGCCAUUUCUCUCCAUAAGUCUUCCCGAGCUGCUCCCGUUUGACAAAUACGAAACCAUGGUGGCUCUCGAGGGUGACUCGGACGCUCAGACGCUGGAACGCGCCAGCAAUGCGAUUGGCGAAGCACGCAAGGCAUGGGAGAAAGUACUGGCCAGCGGACCAUUCUUGGGCUCGCGCGACGCGGACAAGACGAUUCAUAGACCCGCGAUUGAAAGCGAAUGGCAACGAAACACCAAGGACUCAUACCGAUCGUGCAUUGGCGCCAGCGUCGCGAUCCAAAAGGCGAGCAACCUGCUCAAGACCAAAAAAUCGGCUAAGACGGCUGGCGCAUCGUCGCUGCUGCCUAUCAAAGUGGAUAUUCCGGACGUCGACACACCUCAGCGCUGGCAUGACUGGUGGGCGGUGCCGCGUAUUUCAGAGGCUGAGUCUGGCUGA
Messenger RNA from Talaromyces rugulosus, 2325 nucleotides. RefSeq lists its product as uncharacterized. Gene Ontology annotation, biological process: N-terminal peptidyl-methionine acetylation. Gene Ontology annotation, cellular component: NatC complex. The record is from RefSeq and is a predicted model, not a curated record. The coding region runs from base 1 to 2325 and encodes 774 amino acids. The transcript is spliced from 7 exons. NCBI's taxonomy places the organism in Eukaryota, Fungi, Ascomycota, Eurotiomycetes, Eurotiales, Trichocomaceae.